Anolis carolinensis (green anole) is the source of this 2020-nucleotide messenger RNA. RefSeq names its product coiled-coil domain containing 92 (gene ccdc92). Gene Ontology annotation, cellular component: centriole. The transcript has 4 exons. The coding region runs from base 475 to 1422 and encodes 315 amino acids. The record is from RefSeq and is a predicted model, not a curated record. NCBI's taxonomy places the organism in Eukaryota, Metazoa, Chordata, Lepidosauria, Squamata, Anolidae.
UAUCAAAGUAAUUAUAAUUUCAUGCCAGUGUAAAGCCCUCUUCUACUGCAUCCCGUCCUUGCCCCUGUCCUUGUGUUGUAUGAUAUCUGGGAAACGUUUCUCUCCUUCAGCUGGAUUCUGAGGAAGGCUUGGCAUUCGAUCUGGUUUCCCUUUAAGCAUCGAGCGAGGGCAUCACUGCAUUUAAGCUGAGGGUGGGGAGGGGAAGAGAUCACCCUAUCGCCAUCGUCAUCUUGAGUCGCAGCAGCAGUCACAUUGCGUGGCGGAGUAGGAAGAAGCGAUGGGAGGGCUGUGGUGUGCGUGGGGAGGAGGGCUCCCGUCUCAGCGCAAGCCCAGCUGAUUUCCCUGUCACUUGUAGAAAUGGUCACCAACCGAGCAUUCUCCCUGGAAAUGGAGCUUCUCCCACCUAGCUGGCUGGCUGGCUCUGCUCUGCGUCCUUCAUCAGCUUAAGUCUAAGCAGAUUCACUGGAUGCCAGCAUGGCAGCAUUGAACCUGGAGAACCAGUUGCAUAGUGCUCAGAAAAACCUGCUCUUUCUCCAGCGGCAGCAUGCCGACACACUCAAGGGCCUGCAUGCUGAGAUUCGACGCCUGCAGCAGCACUGUACAGAUCUGACAUAUGAGUUGACGCUCAAAAGUUCAGACUUAACAGAAAAUGGAACCUCAAGAAGUGAAGAGCUCAAAAGAAAAUGUGAAGAGCUUGAGGCCCAGCUUAAAGUGAAAGAGGCGGAAAACAAUGAGUUGUUAAAAGAACUGGAGCAAAAAAAUGCAAUGAUAAUGGUGCUUGAAAACACCAUCAAGGAAAGGGAGAAGAAAUAUUUGGAAGAGUUAAAGAUGAAAAGUCAUAAGUUAAACAUGCUGUCGAGCGAACUGGAGCAGCGGGCGAGCACCAUUGCGUACCUCACCUCGCAACUGCAUGCGACAAAGAAAAAGCUCAUGAGUUCCAGCGGGACUUCAGACAGCUCCCCAUCUGGAAGCCCAGUGCUGUCCAACUACAAACCGGCGCCUCCCAAAGAUAAGCAUUCAGACACUCCGCGACGUCGGAUGAAGAAGAGCCUGUCCACUCCACUCAACCCGGAAUUCGAAGAGGCCUACCGGUUGGGAUCAGAUAACCGCAAGCUGCUCUUACGGGAGCCUGUGGAUGCUAUGCCUGAUCCCACUCCCUUUUUGCUGGCUAGGGAAACCACCGAGAUCCACCUUAUCAAAGAGAGGCCUUUAGUCAUUCCGCCCAUUCCCUCGGAACGCACCGCUGCGGAGCCCCAGAGCCCGGCCCGGGAAAAGCCGCACAAGGCCCAUGUGGGCGUGGCGCACCGGAUCCACCAUGUCACCCCGCCCCAGGUUCAGCCCGAAGUGGAGACCCUCGCGGUGGAUCAGGUGAAUGGGAGCAAAGUGGUCCGGAAGCACUCGGGCACCGAUAGAACUGUUUAAGCAAACUGUUCCGGGGGUGGCUCUGUUAUGCACUGUGAUCACACGUAGGGGUACUUGCACCUGCAGUCAUUUUUCUCCCCCCUCAAAGCCCCCCCCCCAUGCAUGCCAAAUUCUCUAUCACUAGAAUAACCUUCUUCAACGGAACCCCAAUAUGACUGUGUUCAUAUUGCAGAGUAUCUACUUAAUGAAAUGCUGUGGCCAAACUCAGGUGUCUGCCUGACUGCUUGCUUCCAACGCUCCUUCAUUUACUCAAGUGUGUACCUUCUUGUGGGCAAAGGCCCAAGCAACAGGCGCUAUUCCGAAUCAGUAGUAAUGAAGGAAUCAAUUAGCCUCCUCAUGGUAGCCUUGCAGCACUUGUGUAUCGGCUGUUAAUGGUUCAAGACUUCCCUCUAUUUAUCGCUUCACAGUCAUGAGAAAUUCCUCUUUGGGGACAGGGGGUGUUGUUGACCACCCCGCAGAUGUCUGUGUGUGAAGGAAGAGUAGCCGAAUGAGGCCGCUCACCCCCUGCGAGAAAAAAAAAUCCACCUUGUUUUGAUCCCCGUGUUCAUAUUUUCUGUUAUGAUUUUAUUUAGAACUACUAAAAUCCCAACAAACUCUA